Odontomachus brunneus is the source of this 1079-nucleotide messenger RNA. Its product is annotated as trypsin-1-like. The transcript has 7 exons. Lineage: Eukaryota; Metazoa; Arthropoda; Insecta; Hymenoptera; Formicidae. Gene Ontology annotation, biological process: proteolysis. The coding region runs from base 86 to 859 and encodes 257 amino acids. The record is from RefSeq and is a predicted model, not a curated record. Gene Ontology annotation, molecular function: serine-type endopeptidase activity.
UUUACGAGAGUAUUCGGCUCCUAAGUAUAUAAAUUCACCGUGUUAACGCGGAUGUAACAGUUAUCAAGUUAGUAUUAGUCGUACAAUGGCGUUGACACUAUUGUCUUUCCUGAGCUUCGUCGCGCUUUCUCAAGCCAGGUUUAUUGAGACAUUCUUCGAUCCCAGAAUCGUAAACGGAGAAGAUGCUGAACUAGGCGAGAUCCCGUAUCAGGUUUCCCUACAAACCUCGUACAGCGACUCCCACUUUUGCGGCGGAUCGGUUCUAAACGACAACUAUGUUAUCACGGCAGGUCACUGCGUUGAUAACAUGAAGGAUGAAAAAAUAAUAGUCAUCGCUGGCACCGUCAAUCUGAACAAUCCGAGAUCGACGCACGAAGUCGAGAAAAUCAUCGUUCACGAAUUAUAUAAUGCUAGUGAUUCUUGGAGGAACGACAUCGCCCUGCUGAAGGUGAAAAAUCCAUUCGUCAAGUCUAUGUAUAUCUCCCAUAUUCCUCUACCAUUGCAAGACUACGUUGUGAAAUCCAAUGACGUGGCUGUUGUUUCCGGAUGGGGCGCACGCAAGCUACAUGGAAAUAUUGUCUACCAACUACAAAAAACCACCAUCUACAUUGCUGACCAGAACUACUGUAAAAGUAUGUACUCAAACAAUGGAUACCACAUCUAUCCCACACAUGUUUGCGCAUACGACCCGACCGUCAAUAAAGGAUCCUGCCAAGGUGACUCGGGCGGCCCACUGACCGUUGGUGGCAAACUCGUCGGUCUGGUAUCCUGGGCGAGAAGUUGCGCCCUAACCACCUACCCCACUGUGUAUACACGGGUUACAUAUUACCUCGACUGGAUCAAAGCUAACGCCGUUUAAAUCAGUCUUGCCAAUUCGCUUCCUGUUAUAAUUUAUAUCUCAUUUCUUUACUAUGCGUAUAUUAUAUGUAAUUUUCUGACGAUGGAGUUUUUUGAAGUUGCAAACGAAAAAACGAGUAGUUGUAACGAGAUGUGAAACUAGUUAUACAAGAAUAUUAAUUUCAUAGGACAAAUCUUGUAUUCUUUCGACAUAAUAAUAAAUAUUAUUAUUCAGCAACCGA